This is a messenger RNA of Lactuca saligna, 1521 nucleotides long. The record is from the annotation of a GenBank genome assembly. NCBI's taxonomy places the organism in Eukaryota, Viridiplantae, Streptophyta, Magnoliopsida, Asterales, Asteraceae.
AUGGCGAAGGGCAGCAGCCAUGUGUUCCAACAAUCUAGUAUAAUGUGUGUAUUUGGAUUACUUUGUGCUCUCUUUUGGUUUUGCUUAUUAUACUCUCCUUUCGGGGUUUUCCAAGGUAGAACUUUCUGGAGCAGCAGUCUUCAAAUCAGUCCCACCUCAAACCAAUCUAGGAUUCAAGAAUCUAUACCUAUACCUGUUGUUAGUCACGAACCAGAGAAUGUCGAAUCCGAAUCGGCUGUUUCUCCAUCCAAAACCCCAAAGGUUUUCCCAUUUAUGAAAACAUUAAGAACCAUAGACAAUAAGAGUGACCCCUGUGGUGGAAGGUACGUUUAUGUUCAUGAUCUGUCAAGGAAUGUGGUAGCAUUAACAGAUGCUUCGAUAUGUUUCACCCUCGACGUCAUCUUCAGAAACCGAAUGAAACAAUACAAAUGCUUGACCAACGAUUCGUCAAUGGCAGCAGCCAUUUUCGUCCCAUUUUACGCAGGGUUUGAUGCUUCGAGAUAUCUUUGGGGGUAUAACACAUCCGUAAGGGAUGCCGCGUCGCUUGAUCUUGUUGAUUGGUUGCAGAAUAGAGAUGAAUGGAAAGUGAUGAACGGAAAAGAUCAUUUUCUCGUCGGAGGAAGAAUCACUUGGGAUUUCAGGAGAUUAAGCAACAACUACACCGAUUGGGGAAACAAGUUCUUAUUCUUACCAGCUUCCAAGAACAUGUCAGUUCUUCUCAUAGAAUCAAGUCCAUUUAAUUCAAACGAUUUCGCCAUUCCAUACCCUACUUACUUCCAUCCAUCAAAAGACUCCGAUGUUUUCACUUGGCAAAACCGGAUGAUGAAACUUGACCGGAAAUGGCUGUUCUGUUUCGCCGGAGCUCCACGUCCAGGUAACCCGAAAUCAAUUCGAAGUCUUUUAAUCGAUCAAUGCAAGAAUUCAAACUCCGGGAAGCUUUUAGAAUGUGGAAAUGAUGAAAGCAAGUGUCAUUCCCCAAGUAAUAUAAUGAAAAUGUUUCAACGUUCAGUUUUCUGCUUACAACCACCUGGCGAUUCGUAUACACGAAGAUCAGCUUUCGAUUCGAUUUUGGCGGGUUGUAUCCCGGUUUUCUUUCAUCCCGCUUCGUUUUACACGCAGUACACGUGGCAUCUCCCGAAAAAGUAUACAAAAUAUUCCAUUUUUAUCCCGGAAGACGAUAUUCGCCGGAAUAUCAGCAUUGAACAGCGGUUAGGUCAAAUCGAUUCCGAAACUGUAAAGAUGAUGAGGAAGGAGGUGGUGGAUUUGAUUCCGAGGUUGAUAUAUGCAGAUCCUCGUUCCAGAUUGGAGAGUUUAAAAGACGCAUUCGAUGUAUCUGUGGAAGCGGUUAUCAACAAGGUGACGAAAUUGAGAAGGGAUUUGGUUGCUGGGAGGAGGAAUAAUGGUGGUUUUAUUGAAGAACUUAGUUGGAAAUAUGCGUUGUUAGAAGAAGAUGAGGAGGAGGAGACUGUGGAUGUUCAUGAAUGGGAUCCCUUUUUCUCUAAACCAAAACAGCAAACUUGA